AUGGCAACCACAGGCAUGCAGUUGCUGGGCCUGAUCAUGUCCAUUGUGGGCUGGGUAGGUGGGUUAGUAGUCUGCGCCAUCCCCCUGUGGCGAGUCACUGCCUUCAUCGGUAACAACAUAGUGACGGCUCAGAUCAUUUGGGAAGGCCUUUGGAUGAAUUGCAUAGUGCAGAGCACAGGUCAGAUCCAGUGUAAGGUGUAUGAUAGCUUGCUGGCUCUGCCCAGUGACAUGCAGGCUGCCCGCGGCCUCACAGUGUUCUCCAUUCUCCUCUGUGGUCUGGCUCUGGCUCUGGGGGUCUUAGGAGUCAAGUGCACUAAAUGCAUCGGUGUAAACAGUGUCAAGGCCCGCAUCGCUCGCAUUUCUGGCGCCCUUUUUGCCAUUGCAGGGUUCCUUUACCUUGUGCCCGUCUGCUGGACUGCCCACUCCAUCAUCAGGGAUUUUUACGAUCCACAUGUGGCAGCUCCUCACAAGCGUGAGCUUGGCCCUGCCCUUUACAUCGGCUGGGGCGCAGCAGCCCUGCUCCUCAUUGGGGGAUCUCUGCUCUAUGCGGGGUCAAGUCCCCCUGGCAUCCCAGGUUCUCCCACCUUCAGCAGUGGAGAAAGUAGUCCUCGCAGGGCACCUGCCACACAAGUCAAAGGUUACGUCUAAGUCCUAAAAUGUCUGAAAGAAUUCCACAAAUCCACCCCAAAUGAUGACAAACCUGUUUUUCCUCUUAUUGAAUUUGCUCCUUUGUAAUUAUUUUAUAUUUAAUGUUACUCCAGUUUGCUUUUUUUCUUUUGAAAAGCCACAUGAGACUGUUUAGGGAAAAUUGAACUCAUUAUAAUAUUUCAUACCUGAUAUCCUUCAAUAACCCUUUUCUCUGUUUGCCAGUAAAAUACAAUAAAAGUUGUAUCCUCUACUGAGGGAAA
This is a messenger RNA of Acanthochromis polyacanthus (spiny chromis), 908 nucleotides long. It is a transcript of the gene cldnk, whose product is annotated as claudin k. Gene Ontology annotation, biological process: cell adhesion; bicellular tight junction assembly. Gene Ontology annotation, molecular function: structural molecule activity. The coding region runs from base 1 to 648 and encodes 215 amino acids. The record is from RefSeq and is a predicted model, not a curated record. The transcript has a single exon. Gene Ontology annotation, cellular component: bicellular tight junction; plasma membrane. Lineage: Eukaryota; Metazoa; Chordata; Actinopteri; Pomacentridae.